This is a messenger RNA of Manacus vitellinus (golden-collared manakin), 2456 nucleotides long. RefSeq names its product cholinergic receptor muscarinic 2 (gene CHRM2). Gene Ontology annotation, cellular component: plasma membrane. Bases 712 to 2130 code for a protein of 472 amino acids. Lineage: Eukaryota; Metazoa; Chordata; Aves; Passeriformes; Pipridae. The transcript has 3 exons. Gene Ontology annotation, biological process: adenylate cyclase-activating adrenergic receptor signaling pathway; regulation of heart contraction. Gene Ontology annotation, molecular function: G protein-coupled acetylcholine receptor activity. The record is from RefSeq and is a predicted model, not a curated record.
ACUCCCUCACACCCCCACAGGCGGGCAGCAAGCGGACCCGCAGCCACAGCACCCCAGCAAGGACAUUCGCCCGAGAUGCUCACCUAGGCAUUCCACUUCCCUCGCUCGCCACCACCUCAACGAAGGUGGCAGCUUGCCCCCAUUUCCUCAGGAGCUCUGGGGGAAGUAUGAAUUAUUACCAGCUCACUUGAGAGUCCCGGCUUCACCUGUUUUUAAUUACUUCAGUUUUGUCCAAACCUUUAAGCCAGGUUUGAUAGCACUAGUGCACUAUAUUUUUUUUUUCCCUAAGGCUCAGCUUGGCUGAACUGAAGCAGAGACUCCCAAGGGUCGGAGUCAUCGAGGGUGUGCGUGUCUAUGUGUGUGCCUGUGGGUGUGGGAGGCAGAGAGGGAGCGAGGGAGAGACAAAAACUCCAUCAGCCCGGACAAUGCCACCUCUUGUUUAAAGCUUCCAAACUGUUAUUCUUUCCCCCCAUUAUCACGGUACCAAGUAAUCUGUCUUUCCCCCACUCCAACCCCCCUCCCUCCUCUUGGAAGAUAUGGAAGAGGAAGAUAAAGCGGCUGGCUGCGGGCGCUGACGCCGCGCAGCCCGCAUGCCUCUGCCGCCACAGCCGGGGCUGCGGAGCGAGCCGCUUGCAGCGGGAUGGGAUGCAACUUCUGCUAAUUGGAUCACAGGUUUAAGUGGUAACUGGGUAUCUUGUUAGCAGAACAACAAUGAAUAACUCAACAUACAUAAACUCUUCCACUGAAAAUGUGAUGGCUUUGGAAAGCCCCUAUAAAACUGUUGAGGUGGUCUUCAUCGUCCUGGUAGCAGGGUCUCUCAGUCUAGUCACCAUAAUUGGGAACAUCCUAGUCAUGGUGUCGAUCAAAGUCAACAGGCACCUCCAGACUGUGAACAACUAUUUCCUGUUCAGCUUGGCCUGCGCUGACUUGAUCAUCGGCAUCUUUUCAAUGAACCUGUACACCCUCUACACUGUGAUAGGCUACUGGCCCUUGGGGCCUGUGGUGUGUGACCUCUGGCUGGCUCUUGACUACGUGGCCAGCAAUGCCUCUGUCAUGAACCUCCUCAUUAUCAGCUUUGACAGAUACUUUUGUGUCACCAAGCCUCUGACAUACCCCGUGAAGCGGACCACUAAGAUGGCAGGCAUGAUGAUUGCAGCUGCCUGGGUUCUGUCCUUCAUCCUCUGGGCCCCUGCAAUUCUCUUCUGGCAAUUCAUCGUGGGAGGAAGGACUGUCCCAGAUGGGGACUGCUACAUCCAGUUUUUUUCCAAUCCUGCUGUCACUUUUGGCACUGCUAUUGCAGCCUUCUAUUUGCCUGUUAUCAUCAUGACUGUCCUUUACUGGCAAAUCUCUCGAGCCAGUAAGAGCAGGAUAAAGAAGGUGAAAAAGGAAGCUGCACAAAACCAAGAUACAGUUUCCCCCAGCCUUGUCCAAGGUAAAAUAGUGAAACCAAACAACAACAACAUCCCUACCAGUGGAGAUGGUUUGGAGCACAGCAAAAUUCAAAAUGGAAAACCCAGCGAGGAGACUGUGACUGAUAACUGUGUUCAAGCAGAGAAGGAGAGCUCCAAUGACUCCACCUCUGUCAGUGUGGUAGCCUCCAACUUGAAAGAGGAUGAAGCUACCAAAGAUGCCAAACAGGCUUCUGCCUCCCAAGACCAUCUCAAAGUGGAGAACUCCAAGCUGACAUGCAUCAAGAUAGUCACAAAGUCCCCAAAGGGAGACUGCUGCGCCCCUACCAACACCACCGUGGAGAUCAUAGGCACGAACGGGGAGGAGAAGCAGAAUAGUGUAGCCCGGAAAAUAGUCAAGAUGACAAAGCAGCCAGCCAAAAAGAAACCACCCCCCUCUAGAGAGAAAAAAGUGACAAGGACUAUUUUAGCCAUCCUCCUGGCCUUCAUCAUCACCUGGACCCCAUACAAUGUGAUGGUGCUCAUCAACAGCUUCUGCACAUCCUGCAUCCCUAACACUGUAUGGACCAUAGGCUACUGGCUCUGUUAUAUCAACAGCACCAUCAACCCUGCUUGUUAUGCCCUCUGCAAUGCUACCUUCAAGAAGACCUUUAAGCACCUUCUUAUGUGUCAUUACAAGAAUAUAGGAGCUACAAGGUUUCGCUUCCCUUCUGAGCGAUAGUUCUGCGAGACCUAGAUGUCAGUCUUGAAGAGCAGCUCUCCCUGGGUAACUUCUCCAGCUCACCUGGCUGUCACCUGCACACCACUGGCCCCAAGGCCCCAGGUACCCUUCUACAGGAACUGCUGCAUCUUCACCUUGGGUUUGGCCAGAACAUUCCACUGGCACAUCCACAUCAUGUGUUGCACUGGUGACUUUUGUUUCACAGAGAAAUGGAGCAAACUGUGCACUUGAUUCAAGAGAAAAAAAAACAACCAACCAAACAAACAAAAACCUCACCACAAAAUGACAACCAACAACAAAAAACCUGCAGCUAGAGCUUCUUGCCC